This is a messenger RNA of Carassius auratus (goldfish), 2235 nucleotides long. RefSeq names its product gastrula zinc finger protein XlCGF52.1-like. The record is from RefSeq and is a predicted model, not a curated record. The transcript has 2 exons. Bases 385 to 1653 code for a protein of 422 amino acids. Lineage: Eukaryota; Metazoa; Chordata; Actinopteri; Cypriniformes; Cyprinidae. Gene Ontology annotation, cellular component: nucleus. Gene Ontology annotation, molecular function: DNA-binding transcription factor activity, RNA polymerase II-specific. Gene Ontology annotation, biological process: regulation of transcription by RNA polymerase II.
CUCUCUCUCUUAUAAUUCUCACUCACAAAAACUGUUGAUGUUUCUCAAAAACCAUGCGAGUCUAUAAUCUCUUAAGGUCUUUUUUAUUAUUAUUAUUAGAUCGGAGGAAAACAGCGCACCUUGUACACGCAGUGAUGCCUCCACUCGCCGCUUCACUCCAGUCCAGCGGGUGGCGCUAAAACACAUACAUUGUUUAAAAAACAACAUUAAACCACAGAGGAAGAACCUUAGUUUCUCUCUGUUGUUUUUACCAUUGAUGCUGAUUUAAUGCAAAAAUCAGGUCAGCAAAUGUUGUAAUCAUCUCAUUCUCACAGCCGUGACUUUUUGUAAUAAGCAGGAAUAUCUGUAGGAGUAUCAUCUGAACUGAGAUCUGCUGCUGUGAAGAUGGAGUUUAUUAAAGAGGAGAGUGAAGAGGACAUCAGUGAACUAGAAACCUGGAGAAUAAAACAAGAGGAACCAGAACCCUGCAGAAUAAAACAAGAGGAACCAGAACCCUGCAGAAUAAAACAGGAAGAACCAGAAACAUUGAAAAUAACACAGGAGGAACCAGAACCCUUGAUAAUAAAACAGGAGGAACAAGGAGAGUUUAAUGAAGGAUAUGAGGAGAAUGUAGAAUUGAGUGAAUCUGAGGUGAAAAAACAUAUCAAAACCAGAGAAAAACAUUGGAGUUGCACUCAAACCAAACAAAAAGAUUUGAAGAAAAGAAGAGCAAAGACAUAUUUCAACUGCACUCAGUGUGGAAAGAGCUUUACAAGCAAAUAUAGACUUAAUGUUCACAUGAGAGGUCAUACUGGAGAGAAACCAUUCAAGUGUUCACACUGUGACAAGAGAUUCAUUUAUUCAGGAGACCUGAAAACACAUGAGAGGAUCCACACCGGAGAAAAACCACACACAUGUGAUCAGUGCGGGAAGAGUUUCACAAUAAAAGGACACCUUAAUAGGCACAUGAGAGUUCAUACUGGAGAGAAACCAUUCACUUGUGAUCAGUGCAGGAAGAGUUUCACGAUAAAAGGACACCUUAAUAGACACAUGAGAGUUCAUACUGGAGAGAAACCAUUCACUUGUGAUCAGUGCGGGAAGAGUUUCACACAAUUAUCACAUCUUAAGGAUCACAUGAACAUCCACACUGGCGAGAAGUGGCACACGUGUGAUCAAUGUGGCAAAACAUUUCUGAGGGCAUCAGACCUGAUGAAACACAAGAUAGUUCAUACAAAGGAGAAACCACAUUCAUGUUAUUUGUGUGGGAAGAGUUAUUCAUGUCUUCAAAGCUUGAAAGAACAUCAGAAAAUACACACUGCUGUGAAAGAGUAUGUGUGCUUUGUGUGUGAGAAGACUUUUACUUUAUCUAAAUAUUUAAAACAGCAUGAGAGGAUCCACUGUGGAGAAACACCUUACAAGUGUUCACACUGUAACAAGAGAUUCAGUCAGGCACCACUUCUGAAACGACACGAGAAGAUUCACUCUGGAGAGAAACCUUACCAGUGUACACACUGUGAACAGAGAUUCAGCCAGUCAGGAAAUCUGAAAAGACACGAGAGAAUCCACUCUGGAGAGAAACCUUACAAGUGUUCACAUUGUGACAAGAGAUUCAGUCAGUCAGGAGACCUGAAAACACACCAGAGGAUCCACUCUGGAGAGAAACCAUAUCACUGAACUGCAUGUGGGAAUCGUUAUAAUCAACCAUCUGCUCUACACAGUCAUAUAAAAAGCUAUCACAGCAAGUAGAUCAUCUUCAGAUCAGCACUUUCACGUCUAAUGCUGCAUCCUCGUCAAAUGAAACACAAUAAUGCAUCAAGUAGUAAAACAUCAUCUGGAUAAAUCUGUCCUAACCAGACAUUACAAGAGACAUGACAAAUAAACAUUAAUUGAAGUUUUAAAGUAAAGAAAGUUAAUCUUUAUCUUCAAAACCAGAGAAAAAUGUCAGAAAUAUUUAUUCUUGUAUAUCAUUGUGUUUUCUUAUAAGUUGCAUAUUAUGUUCAGUUGUCUUAUAAUGCAUAUGUGUCACCUGUAGUUUGCUUAGUUUGCUUUUGAUGUUUGAUGUAAAUUACAGUAGUAUAUUAGAGGAAAUUUAGUGUCUUGAGGACAUGUGUUUCUGUUAAUUCCACGUGACCAUAGUAAAACAUUAUUAUAAGUUUAUACCACUAAUCUAUAAUAGUGAACUGGCAUUGCUAUUCCCUAGUAUUCCCAUAUAUUCAAAUGAAUUAAGAAUAAAUCGUUUCAGUUUGAGAAAACAUU